AUGGCACCGGGUGCCAAUAUUCUAUCCCUGAACGACGACAUCCUCGGGAUCGUCGUUGCAUGGCUUCCACAACGUGACGCCGCAAAGCUAGCGAUGACUUCCCGCGUCGUGGGCACAGCUGCGAGAAGACACUUUCUUUCUUCCCUACAGCUCACAGCGCCGGUCGCAAGCAUUCGGUUUCGCAAGUUCAUGCUCGAUGAGGAAGAUGGGUACCGUCUACAAUGUUUGCGGAAGCUCACCAUUCAUGAUUCGAAUGUCCUGUACGAGCCUCCCGACGGCUACACCCCGCUUGCCGACGUCCUCGAACGGGCGCGGAACCUGCAGACUCUCGUGCCAGUUACGUCUGUCGAAGAACAUCUGGCCGACCCCAAUGGAUAUAUACUCGGCGAUGCCAUCGCGUCUCUCCGUGAUCUGCGCGAACUCGACCUGCGGAGUGUCGACGAGGAAGGCCUAGACCAGCCCUCUCCGGCAUAUUCAUACAUAAUAUACUGGUACGUGGCGUGCACACGCAAUACAUAG
Messenger RNA from Rhodofomes roseus, 519 nucleotides. RefSeq lists its product as uncharacterized. Lineage: Eukaryota; Fungi; Basidiomycota; Agaricomycetes; Polyporales; Fomitopsidaceae. The record is from RefSeq and is a predicted model, not a curated record. Bases 1 to 519 code for a protein of 172 amino acids. The transcript has a single exon.